AUGGAUCUUAUCCAGCUCCGAAAGAUUCAUGCAGUUAAGAGGUCCAAGAUGCAUCAAAUAAUUGACAGGUUUUUCCUGCAUGUGAUACUGUUAACUUCUAGUCUUUUCUGUACUUCCCCCUUAUGGUUCCCCUCCCUAUUUUCUUCCACCAAGCUCUAUCUCUUUGUCUCUAUUCCAAAAAUUAGUUCUGUUCUCCUCAGUGCAAAGUUUAUUUUUGUAGUUGGCAAUCUCAUUAUCAUUCUCCUCAUUGGGGAAUCCAAGUUCUUUGCUUCAAACUCUCUUCCAGCAGCUGCUGAUGUGUACUAUGAUGAGUAUAUUAACCGAAAAAGAGGCCUCCAAGCUUCUUCCAGCCUUAUGGAGAAGAAAGAGAGAAGAGGGGAGAUAUUGUUUAAAGAAAACGCUAGCAAGACUUGUGGAGGAAGAAAAUUUGAAGUGAAAGUUUGGGAUGAGACAAAACUAGAAGUGGAGAACCAAAGAGAGGAUUUAAAUGCAGAAGAGGAGCUUAGUUUGCCUGCUGAGGAGUUGAACAAAAGGGCUGACGAUUUCAUUGCCAGGGUUAACAGGCAAAGGAGGCUGGAAGCUAGGCUGCUACUUGCUUAA
This is a messenger RNA of Manihot esculenta (cassava), 600 nucleotides long. RefSeq lists its product as uncharacterized. The record is from RefSeq and is a predicted model, not a curated record. Bases 1 to 600 code for a protein of 199 amino acids. The transcript has a single exon. Lineage: Eukaryota; Viridiplantae; Streptophyta; Magnoliopsida; Malpighiales; Euphorbiaceae.